GCACUCAAACGUAACUGGUAUGGCCUCUGGUUAUCGGAUUGUACCCUGUCCCACCGAUCUCAGCUGCGUGCGAUAGUGUUCCAUACGUUUGACACACUGUCCCCCAACACGUUUCCCCUGAUUGGGUCAUUUGCGGCAGAGUCCGUAACGUCCGGUCGGCACGUGUUUGGCGCGGAUCUAACAGAGUCUUCGGAAAUAGACUUUUGGAUAUGGGAUCUUGUGAUGGAAUUUGUAUUCUUUAAUUCGCCGGAUUUUUCCCUAGAGCCCAAUGGCUCCUUCUCGGGAAAACAAGGUCUGGUGCGAUGCUUGCGUGAACGAAUGCUACAGCUGUUGGAAUUGCAUAAUCGUGGUAAGGUUGACAGUUGUGGUUUUUCGAGCAGCGGCCAUUUAUUGGCGGAAUUCGACCGACUCGUGUCACCACUUGUUCGUCACGCGAUUGAAACAUUCACUCGCUAUCGUAAAGAACAAGAAGUCCGAUUGGAAUUACCGCCCGGCCUGAACGCAACUAGUCUAUUGCACCAGUUCGUUCAAGCUCAUCAUCAUCUGGAAACCGAAGGCGAAUUCGUGCGGUUUUUAACUCCUACACAUAUAGCUCAUAUUUUGGUGGAAGUUAGUUUGAUUUUACACGGUUGUCUACUAAGAGCAAUGCGGCUGUUGUUUGCGGUCCUUGCGAUGCGCACGGAUUGGCAGGAUCGGCUACGCGAGGAAUCCAAGCAAGCUCUGACCAGUGGCCUAAAUUGUCCUAAACGAUCUCCCAAAUGUACAGGAUCGCUUUUGCCACCGAAAUGCCUCCAUUUGAGACAUAUUAAUUGUCUACCGUGGACCAAAGCCUUGAUAAACGAAGCAGUUCGUCUCAGUGCCCCUGGUUUUCCAAUUGGAGCCCUACGGGAAGCCUAUCGAGAUGGGCAAAUAUUAGAUUUCGAUUAUGCCGAAGGUGAACUUGUUCUGCUCAACCAGUUGGUCUACUUUAACGACCGACAACUGUGGGAAGAGGACAGGCAAUCACCAAAUGGGGAUGUGUGCGGGCACAACGUCGUGAGCAACAAAACUACUGAUUCCACUCACUUGCAUCGAACCGAAUCUUAUUUGCCCGGCCUUCCGUUCAAUCCAUAUCGAUUUUUACGGAAGGUUGACUCAUCACAGCUGGACAAGGAUGUGCAUCUGGAAUUACCCGUACACUGGGCUCGGCAUAUGCUUGUUGGCUACACCGUUUGCGUGCCAAAUGAUUGUGUUUAUCGCCUCCUCACGGCCAUACUGACGCACCUGUUCGGAACGGGAUUACGUGUUAGCGUGAAGAACGACGAAUCGAACACCCCUCCUGUCUGUGACGGCCAUUCGCUUCGAAUUCCGCGAAUCUUGCCAUCACUGUCUUGGGUUUACACAUCCGAGUAA
Messenger RNA from Echinostoma caproni, 1392 nucleotides. NCBI's taxonomy places the organism in Eukaryota, Metazoa, Platyhelminthes, Trematoda, Plagiorchiida, Echinostomatidae. The record is from the annotation of a GenBank genome assembly.